CCAGUUUUCAAAUCUGUCUGUGUGUCCUGCCAACUCAGUCGAAAAAUAUCUUCGAAAUAUGGAUAGCCCGUCGAAUUUUAGACAGCUAUGAAGAAACUGAUGAAGCUUGUACUAUAAAAGUUAGUUCAGAAAAAAAUCACUCAACUCUGAAAUACUGAGACAACUGCAACACAGCUGGACAGAAAAGAAGACAAAAGAAGCCUGGAUCUAAACCACAGUUAUAUGAAGACACAAGCAUGCAACAACCACCCCCUCCACAGUAUGGAUAUGGACCACCACCUGGACAAGGUUAUGAUCAGAGUGGUUUUGCUGGAAUGCCAGGAAGUCAGAUACUCAAUGAUCCCAUGGCAAAUAUGGCAAUGCAGUAUGGCUCUUCUCUAGCAGACCAAGGCAAAGAUUAUGUUAAUAAAAAUUUAGAAAAAUAUGUAGCUACAUCCAGAUUAAAGUACUAUUUCGCUGUUGAUACUGCAUAUGUUGGGAAAAAAUUAGGACUUUUGUUAUUUCCCUUUACUCAAUCAGAUUGGUCAAUAAAAUACAAUUCAGAUGAACCAGUCCAACCUAGAUAUGAAUUAAAUGCACCAGAUUUGUAUAUACCAUCUAUGGCCUUUGUAACAUAUGUUUUAGUAGCAGGUAUUGUCCUAGGAACACAAAACAGAUUUACACCAGAACAAUUAGGAAUACAAGCCAGUUCAGCUUUUGUUUGGUUAAUUAUAGAACUUGUUGUUAUUAUGAUCAGUUUAUAUAUAAUGAAUGUCAACACUAACUUAAAAUACACAGAUGUGAUAGCAUAUUGUGGAUAUAAAUUUGUUGGAAUGAUAUUUGCUUUGAUAUCAGGUCUAGUUUUCUUAGCCAAUGGAUAUUACUUCGUACUUUUAUGGUUUGGUAUUACAAUUUCAGUAUUUUUAAUUCGCACAUUAAGAGUACAGUUGUUAUCACAGACAGCUGACGAUGGAUUUUCACGUGGUGGAAGUAAGCGUAGCUGGUAUCUGAUUCUGUCCAUAUCACUUCUACAACCUCUCAUGAUGUGGUGGUUGACUAGUCAUAUCAUGUUUCAUAGAAGCUGAGUGUAAACACUGAACAAAUGAGAAAAUGUCAUGACAGACUGUUGAAAAUUGACAACGUUUAAAGCAUGAUGUAAAAAAUGAAUUUUUUUAUGGCCAUAUAAUGCAGAAGAAAUGGCAUGCUGCAAAAAAAAAAUGAAAUUUUUGUCAAUUGUCAUAUAAUGCAGCAGAAAUGGCAAGCAGACUUAUUUUGAAAUCCAGCUUACAGUUGAAAAGGAUCUGGUUAAAUGGUGCAAUUGAAUGAAGAAAAGAGAAAAACAUUUGAACAUUUUGUUUGCCAGAGAAAUGCUAAUAUUGUAGGGACCAUAGUUUCUUAACACAAGAUUUAUAUAUACAACUAUCUCAAUACAAAUUGUAACUUCAUCUAAUGAAAAUAGUGUACUUAAGGGGGUACAGAACACCUAAGGGAGUUAACUCUUUAAAAAUAGUUGACCAUUUUAGUCACAUACUGUAAGUAAAGAGAAAUCAAGCUUCUCAAUGAUCAAAAUUAGUAUCUGUCAAACUGCUAUAUAUCCAAUAAAAUUAUUCCUGUAAAUUGUGAGGUUCAAAUUUCUUGAAAUUUUUGUAUUUUUGUCAACAGGUCAAAGUUAAUAUUUUGUAAAAAAAUUUAUGAAAAUUAAACGAGCCAAAUCUAUUUUAUCUAAAGUGUUGGAUACCCCCUUAACCAAUGGUUGUAAGAUUAUAACAUGUUUAUUGCUUUCUUUAUGUUUUUGUGCCAAAGAUUUCUUGUAUUAUUUUAUUUGAAAUAUUUUAUUUGUUCUUUUAGCUUUGUGUAAAGGUAUAUAUAUUCAAAUGCAUGCACACGUUUCUGUUAAUAACCAUUCUUUAUGUAAAAGUUGCAUGUCUAAAUAUAAAAUCACUGAUGCAAAGCAAGCAUGAAUAAGGGAGGUAAUUAAUAAUGAAUAUUUUUUUAUGUAAGGGAGAUAAUUUAAAAAAAAAAUCAUAUUUCGGGCUGCAUUUGUGUAAAAUAGACAUGCAUUGCACUUGAGCUAUUUAUUUUAGCCACCAUAUAACUGUAAUUUUUCAAGUUGUGUCCCUGUGAGAUGAAACACGGGAAUAGUAUCUUUAAACCAGUAGGUAAACAAAACAAAAUAUAUUAAUUUUUAGUAUCUACCUUAAAGAGGCAUAGUAUGUGAACCAGCUACAAUGUAAUAACAUAAUAGUUUAGGAUUAAGUCUCUGUUUUUUGGGUUUUUUUUUUUUUUAUAUUGAUGGUUUGUUUGGGCUGAGGACACUGGUAAAUUAAGAUAAUCAAAAUGGCCAAAAGCUGUACAUCUUUUGUAGAGCUAAAUAUAUUGAAAACAGAAGAAAAGAAAGAGGAUUGUUACUGAGUAAUAAAUUAUGAGUUCAUUUGAUAAAAGAAAGACCUAGAGAGAUAAUUACUUAUACCUAUUAGGUUUUCCAUAAAUUGUAGAAUGGAGGUGAUGCUAGACAUUUUUCUCUCCCUCAGUGAUUGACUCAAAAACAGUACAAUUUUGGGGGGAAUUUAAAGUGCAUUCCCAGCAGAAAGAAAAUCAAUAACAAGAAACUAUGCAGGACGUCUUCCACACUUACUAUUCAACUCUUUAAAUAUGGAAUACAUAUUAUUCAUAGUCACAAAGCACAUGCCAAAAAGAUUAUUUAUUCCUGUUUUUUAUUUAGUUACUUUCUCUUUAAAGGCGAGUUUAAAUUUAACUAAAACAUAUUUAUUUUAAUUCUCAGCUAUAUAUUUAAAUUUUGGUUUUGAAAAUUUUAUCCAUACUUAAUAUUUUCAUUAUUUUUUCAGGAAAACACGGUGAUCAUUGUUUAACGAAUUCUGUUGCUCUCUUAAUAUCAAUAUGUUGCUGGUAGCCAGGAAAUAAAUUUGAUUUCACAGUG
Messenger RNA from Mytilus californianus (California mussel), 2917 nucleotides. RefSeq names its product protein YIF1B-like. Bases 237 to 1064 code for a protein of 275 amino acids. The record is from RefSeq and is a predicted model, not a curated record. NCBI's taxonomy places the organism in Eukaryota, Metazoa, Mollusca, Bivalvia, Mytilida, Mytilidae. Gene Ontology annotation, cellular component: endoplasmic reticulum membrane; COPII-coated ER to Golgi transport vesicle; Golgi membrane. The transcript has 10 exons. Gene Ontology annotation, biological process: endoplasmic reticulum to Golgi vesicle-mediated transport.